Messenger RNA from Fusarium vanettenii 77-13-4, 1584 nucleotides. RefSeq lists its product as uncharacterized. The record is from RefSeq and is a predicted model, not a curated record. The transcript has 5 exons. Gene Ontology annotation, cellular component: nucleus. The annotation marks the transcript as partial. NCBI's taxonomy places the organism in Eukaryota, Fungi, Ascomycota, Sordariomycetes, Hypocreales, Nectriaceae. Gene Ontology annotation, molecular function: sequence-specific DNA binding; zinc ion binding. Gene Ontology annotation, biological process: positive regulation of transcription by RNA polymerase II; DNA-templated transcription.
GGCUUCUUGGGCCCAUCGUCAACAUGGGCAUAUAGCCGACAUGCCAUGAACAUGAUCCAGGCACACCUCGGUGAACACUCCUCCCCGGAUGUUCCGAUGAACGUCGACGGCACUGCUUUCCCAUUGGAUACGGCUUCAUUGAAGGAUCAUUCCAGUUUGACCACCUUGGACAAUUUGCCUUCGUUUGACUAUGCUAUUUACUUGACCAACACUGUCAAGUUCCACAUCACUCAAACUUACCAUUUGUUUGAGGAAUCCAACUUUAAUCGGACUCGACAUGUCAUCUAUAGCCAGGACCCUCCGCCGAUAGGGUCUAAUCGACUUGAGUACAUACAGUACUUCGUCGUCAUGGCCCUUGGCAAGGCGUUGUUGGGGCGCGCUGGAUCUAGUGCACAACCACCGGGCAACGAAUACUUCUUACAAGCCAUAAAACUGUUUCCAGAUAUAACAGGUCUUUGUCAAGAUCCAAUUCUGUCUCUUGGACUGGCUCUACGUGUCUCUCUAAGUCAAGGUCUACACCGUGAUCUAACAGGGGGCUAUCUUGACCCUACCGAGGAGACAAGGCAUCGCAGUGCCUGGUGGACCUUGUACAUCCUAGACCGAAAAUUUGCAUCACUCAUGGGCGCCCCGAGUUCGAUAAACGAUGGAGACAUUUCAGUUCUCCUACCCGAAGGGCCUCACGCAACCCAAAAAUCCAAAGUUGUCGAUAUGCAUGUCAAGCUCUCACGGCUCAUGGCUAAAGUCAUCAACACUGUUUAUGCAACUGAUGAUCGGCUUGGCUCAUCUUUUCUUCGAAACACACAGGCUAUUCUUCGUGAGUUGGCCAAGCUCGGAGAUGAUUUGGCUGCAUCCCCCGAGCUAAAGCCAGGGAACUCCAGUCCCGUUGGUCGAGUUUCGGCAACACUUAAUCUUUGCUAUCAUCAGUGCAUUCUGCUGGCUACACGUCCCCUUCUGAUCUGUCUCCUUCGUGACAGACUACAAGAUAAGACGGCUGGUGGUAGUCCCGAUCGACAUACUGUUGAACCCAUCACGGCUCUUCUGAAAACGUCGAGUGAGUCUGCGAGCAAGUCAUUACGCAUAUUGGCUGCAUUGCAAUCGCAUGACCUGCUAGAAAUAUUUCUCCCCUUUGACCUCGAGCAGAUAUUCUCUUCAGGUUUCAUCAUUACACUCAUCUCGGCCAUACACCCAUUCCCGAAUGCCGUCGACGAAGCCGGCUUUGACAAGUCCCUAAACCUACUCGAUACGCUCAUCGCCAAUGGCAAUAUCCCGGCACGCUUCCGUCGUGAGGAGCUUGUUCGUCUACACGAGAUGCUGCUCCUUGUCAGUCAGCAAGAAACAGCCCCAGAAGACGUAGGAGGCGACGAUUUAGAUCCUUCGCAUGCCAUGCCUCAUAGCAUGUCGCCGAAUCAGAUACUGUCCAUUGCCAACUUGUUGGAUUCUUAUCCAGAUCUAGAUAGCAUCGUGGGCGUAGGAACUGAGGGGUGGUUGUGGGAAACAGACGCUGCAGCAGUUCGGCAUUUGGAACCUCAGGCGGGCCAAGAUAUCCCAGAUAUCACCAGUCCCCAGACCGAAAUAUCCCAAUGA